Molecule: messenger RNA, 671 nt
Organism: Aspergillus pseudonomiae
Lineage: Eukaryota; Fungi; Ascomycota; Eurotiomycetes; Eurotiales; Aspergillaceae
Exons: 2
Coding region: 142-498 (118 amino acids)
Source: RefSeq, a predicted model, not a curated record
CCGUUUCGGAUUCCUGAUUCCUGAUUAAGUCAUUGAUGAGCUGGCACUGUGGCCUGUGGUCCCGCCUCCAGCUCUAUGAGUGGCUCGAAUACCCAGUUGACAUGAACCGAUCCUGCUUUCAAUUCGUUGCUUUUUUAUCCUAUGGGCCCCCCUCUCCGCUUUUGGGCAACGACCUUGGACCAUACCCCUCCACUAUCCAUCCGUUCCAGAGAGGGGGGUUUUCCUUCCCUUCCUCAGGAGCUUUCAGGAGGCAAACGGCUGAUGAAGGACUCUGACUUGUCCAACGUAUCGGAAGUGGCACGUCGCUUUUGUACAACAAGUGUCUCGCUGGGCCUUUGCGUCAGUCCAUGGAUCUGGCGUGUGUGGAGACUAGUGGCCUUCUAUCCUGGUACUCUGGCGUUUCUUCAAGGGUACAUUCUCAGUCGGCGUGCGCCGGGCCGUUCCAGCUUGCAGCCUCAAGAUGAUCCGCAUGUUCUCCAUGCAACUGGCGUUUCUUAGUUGGAGGAUAAGGGAGGUGGGAAAUUUGCUGACGCUGUGCCAUGUCCACAGCGACAUGCAUAAGCCCGCCUGUUAGCUUUAUUGAUUAGGUUCCGUGUUUGUCACGCCAAAAACUGUCUUGCACAGUGACGCUUUGGAGGGGGGUAUUUUUUUUUUUUCCCUCCCAAUUUUUU